CAUUGUUAUGGAAAAAUGGCGGCUUCCCAACGGUCUGAACGAAAUGAAGAUAUUAAAAACGCGCCUUGUUCGUACAAAUCAUGGAUAUGGGAGCAUUUUGGGUUCGUUGCUUCAACUGAAAAUGGCAAGAGACAGGUCGACAAGACGCAAGCGGUGUGUAGAACUUGUCAUUCAAAGUUUAAAUAUACAGGUAGCACAACGAACCUCUCGUUUCACCUGAAACGUCAUCAUCCCGAAAUUGGGACGGCUAAACGUUUGAAGUCAGAGGAUUCACAGUGCAACACUGAAGGAAAAACGGACAAUCAGCCAGUAAAAAAGCAAACGUCACUUACACAAUGUUUUCCAAAACCUCUACCACUUAAUUUAGCCCGGUCUCUAGCAAUAAGCAAGUCAAUAGCCCUAUUUAUCGCACUUGAUUUGCGCCCCUUCUCUGUCGUUGAGAACAACGGAUUCCAGAAAAUGUUAAAUACUUUAGAACCACGGUAUACUAUACCAUAUAGGAAAUACUUUUCUGGAACUUUGAUUCCAGAUAUGUAUAGUGAUGCGAAGUCAUACUUGCUGAGCAAGUUAUCUGAAGUGCCUUUUGUGUCAUUAACAACAGAUGGUUGGACAUCCAGAGCUGUUGAAAGUUAUAUCACCAUUACCUGUCACUUUAUUGAUAAUGAAUGGAAUCUGUGUAGUUAUGUUCUACAGACAAGGGCCAUCAGUGAAUCUCAUACAGCUGAAAAUGUUGGUGAAGUGUUAUUUAAUGCAGUUGAUGAAUGGGGCUUACAAAGAAUGGGUGGAGAAAUACCUGUUGUUACUGACAAUGCAAGCAACAUGGAUGGGGCAAUAAAGGCAGCCAACCUGGGACCUAAUUUAAAGUGCUUUGCCCACACAUUGAAUUUAGCUACACAGAAAGGUUUACAAGUGGAUUGUGUAAAGACACUUCUAAGUAGAGUCAGACGUGUGGUCAGUUUCUUUCACCGAAGUUCAGUUGCCAAUAGCACUCUCAAAACAAAGCAGAAACUAUUGCAGCUACCAGAACACAAGCUUAUAAUGGAUGUUGCCACUAGAUGAAAUAGCAGUUUUGACAUGGUUUCAAGAUACUUAGAGCAACAAGCUGGCAUUGUAGCAACACUUGUAGAACCACAUAUCUGGAAGAACCUGAGGGAUGUUGUGACAUUAAGUGAAAAUGACAUUUCCAACCUGGAAAACUUAGUGGUGAUUUUGAAGCCAUUGAAAGACAUUACCACUGUGUUAUGUGAUGAAAAGUUGCCCACUGUUUCUCUGAUUUAUCCUAUGAAAAUGAAGAUAAUUUCAUCACUUACCCUUUUGCAAGAGGACACAACUCUUAUUCGCUCAGUGAAACAGGACAUCCUGACCAACUUACAAAAAAGGUACACAAAUCCAGAGACUGAGGAAUUUCUUAUCAUAAGUGCAGCCCUAGAUCCACGGUUUAAAUGUCUACCCCAGCUUACAAUGGACAAACGAAAUGCCAUAUUCAGCACCAUGACCCAAAAAGCCAUUGAAUUCUCAGAGAAAAAGACUGUAAUCAAAACUGAACCAGAGGACCCUCAGGAGAAGCUGAGAUCAGACACACUCACAGACCCUGUUGAUGAAGUUGGUCCAUCUUGCAGCAAAGCUACUGCUCUGAGCACUGGAUCCAAGUCUUCUAGCACUAUAAAAGAUUUAUUUGCUGAUGUUUUCAUUGAAAAAGUGGAGAGAAGAACCAAAACACUGCAAGAUAUGGUUACAGAAGAAGCUUCAAGUUACAGGAAAGAGGAAAGUAUUCCAGUGGAAGGGAAUCCUUUACUCUGGUGGAAAGUUCAUGGAGACAAAUAUUCAUACCUUUCUCAUCUUGCCAAAUAUCAUUUGGGUAUUCCUGGGACAAGUGUCCCAAGUGAAAGGAUCUUCUCCACAGCUGGAGAUAUUAUAAGAAAGAAACAGAAUACAUCAGGAUCCUGGAGAUGCAGCAGAUCUGGGAACACUGGGGCGGUGGUAUGGGUUGACAUGGUGCUGGAUUCAGAUAUAACUGCUGUUGCGGCCAAAGGUGUUGUCAUUGACGAGGACGACAGCUGGUAG
Saccostrea cuccullata (small rock oyster) is the source of this 2064-nucleotide messenger RNA. RefSeq names its product E3 SUMO-protein ligase ZBED1-like. Gene Ontology annotation, molecular function: protein dimerization activity; DNA binding. The record is from RefSeq and is a predicted model, not a curated record. The transcript has 3 exons. NCBI's taxonomy places the organism in Eukaryota, Metazoa, Mollusca, Bivalvia, Ostreida, Ostreidae.